AUGCGCCGAUCAGUCGUCCCCGAGCCUCGUGUGCCGCUCAGCCAUCUGAAUAUCGCCCACGAAGAGGGCAUUGGAAGGGUUGAAUUUCCAGAGAAUAGCUGGGCCACCUGGUCUUGCUUGCUUGGUUCAUUCCUGAUGAUUUUUCUUUCCUUUGGCUUUCAGACCGCUGCAGUGAGAUCCGUUCAGGAGUAUAUCAACACUCAUCAAUUGGCCAACUAUAGUGUCAGUGAUGUCGGGUGGAUCACAGCGGUGCUUGUUUUCUUGACUUUAUUCCUAGGAGUUCAAGUCGGGCCGCUCUUGGAUCAUUACGGCCCACGAGUCCUGAUGGUCUGCAGCGGCAUCGCCAAUUUUCCUGUACAAAUAAUGGCAUUUAUGCUUUACCUUGGAGUUCUUGGGGUUGUUUCAUCUGCCACCAUUACUAUCGUUUCAAUUUCCGUUCUUAGUCACUGGUUCUAUCAGCACCGUGGCCUAGCAUCUGGUAUUUGCAUGGCAGGAUUAUCCGCCGGUGGAACUAUUAUCCCUUUGGUCCUUCGAACACUCUACGAGAGUUAUGGCUGGCUAUGGUCAAUUCGGAUAAUUGCUUUUAUGGCGCUUGGGAGCUACACAGUUGGAGCGUACAUGGUCAAGGCAAGACUCCCGACUGAUAGCAAUAGCAUGGUGGCGAUUGAUCUCCGAGCUUUGACUUCACCUCGGCUUUGCUUUCUUGCAGCCGCUGUAUGGCGGCUGCCAGAACGUAAAGAGCUGUGGUAUAUGUCGAUACCCACGUCGCCGUCAUCCACAGUUUCGACGUCAGGUAGAUUUAUAAUGCUUGCGAGGGCCAUGAGGCCUCCUGCGUCUACUGUCAGAAUUGGGCAUACUGAAUAG
Molecule: messenger RNA, 864 nt
Organism: Penicillium taxi
Lineage: Eukaryota; Fungi; Ascomycota; Eurotiomycetes; Eurotiales; Aspergillaceae
Exons: 4
Coding region: 1-864 (287 amino acids)
Biological process (GO): transmembrane transport
Cellular component (GO): fungal-type vacuole membrane
Molecular function (GO): transmembrane transporter activity
Source: RefSeq, a predicted model, not a curated record